This is a messenger RNA of Polistes canadensis, 1045 nucleotides long. Its product is annotated as mitochondrial import inner membrane translocase subunit Tim21. Bases 162 to 776 code for a protein of 204 amino acids. The record is from RefSeq and is a predicted model, not a curated record. Lineage: Eukaryota; Metazoa; Arthropoda; Insecta; Hymenoptera; Vespidae. Gene Ontology annotation, biological process: protein import into mitochondrial matrix. Gene Ontology annotation, cellular component: TIM23 mitochondrial import inner membrane translocase complex. The transcript is spliced from 5 exons.
UAAUGUUGAUCGAGAGUGUUUGGAUCACGAGAAUUGAGUUUUCAGUCGAAUUCAGAACUGUUAGUAAUUUUUAUUAAAAAAAAAAGACCGAUUCCUUGGAAAGUUGACUGGAAAAUUGAUCAAAAUCUACAUUGUAAAGUAUCAUUAAUCACUGGUAAAAUAUGAUACCAGUAAGAAGAUUAGCAUGUACCUUAUUUAGGCAAAAUUCAAUAGCAAGUGUAUCUAGUAAACCUUUCUUUUGUUAUACCAUGACAUUGAAUGGUAAACAAUCUUGUUGGUAUUCUACACGGAAGGAUUUAACUAAAGCCGAUCGUAAAGACGCUAAAAAUAAAGUAAGCACGGAUUUUGUGGAAGUAGUUAAAGAGAAUACAAUGACUGCUGGAUACUUAGUGAUUAUAGCGGCUGGUCUUACUCUUUUCAUCUAUAUCGGUUAUACCUUAUUAAACGAAUUGUUUUCUAGUAAUAGUCCGUAUGGAAUUUAUAAAAGAGCUUUGCAAUGUUGUCAAAAGGAUUCAAAAGUUUUAGAUGCUCUUGGAGAACCUAUCAAAGUUUAUGGCGAAGGAAAAAGAAGAAGAAAUCAUUUCAGUCAUGGGCUCUAUGAAAAAGAUGGCAUCGUAUAUUUGAAAUUAAGAUUUUAUAUGGAAGGAAUAAGACGUAAAGGCAUCGUAUAUGUGGAAGCUAAAAAUGUAUCUGAUAAUUACGAAUUAACACACAUAUAUAUGAAACUCGAUGAUAUUCUAGGAAGUGUUCUUAUAAUAGAUACUAAUGGAAAAUAAAAAUAAACAGUGGCGUUAAUUAAAUUUAUCGAUUUAAUUUAUUUUGUUUACACGUCUUGAGAGAAUUACAUUAGAAAAAAAUUGUAUCUAUGAGAGAUAUUGUUUAUCGACAAAACAAUAUAUAUAUAUAUAUAUAUAUCGUAUAGAAGCAUAUUGUGAAUUCAUUAAUCAUAAUAUUUCUUUAGAUCUAAUAUGUAAUUAUGUAUGCAUACGUGUUUUUUUCUGAGAAAAGAUUAUUAAAUUUAUAUAAAUAUGUCUAAACUCGCUGA